GUGGUUCCUCUGGGUCUUUGCUUCCAUCACCCAGUUCAGAUCGAGUCAGAGGCCAAGGAGAAGAACAUGAUGAUGGACCUUUUUGAAACGGGUUCCUAUUUCUUCUAUUUGGAUGGAGAAAACAUUACUCUGCAGCCUUUAGAAGUGGCCGAGGGGUCCCCUUUGUAUCCAGGGAGUGAGGGUACCCUAUCCCCUUGCCAGGACCAAUUGCCCCAAGAAGCCGGGAGCGACAGCAGCGGAGAGGAACACGUACUGGCACCUCCAGGCCUGCAGCCUCCCCACUGCCCAGGCCAGUGUCUGAUCUGGGCUUGUAAGACCUGCAAGAGAAAAUCUGCCCCCACUGACCGGAGGAAGGCGGCCACUCUGCGUGAGAGGAGGAGGUUAAAGAAAAUUAACGAGGCCUUCGAGGCCCUGAAGAGGCGCACUGUGUCCAACCCCAACCAGAGGCUGCCCAAGGUGGAGAUUCUGAGGAGCGCCAUCAACUACAUUGAGAGGCUGCAGGACCUGCUACACCGGCUGGAUCAGCAGGAGAAAAUGCAGGAGCUCGGGGUGGACCCCUUCAGCUACAGACCCAAGCAAGAAAUUCUUGAGGGUGCGGAUUUCCUGCGCACCUGCAGCUCCCAGUGGCCAAGUGUUUCGGAUCAUUCCAGGGGGCUGGUGAUCACAGCUAAGGAAGGAGCAGGGAGCCUCGAUUCGUCCGCCUCCAGCAGCCUUAGAUGCCUUUCUUCCAUCGUGGACAGCAUUUCUUCAGAGGAGCGCAAACUCCCCUGCGUGGAGGAGGUGGUGGAGAAGUAACCCUGAGCCCAGGAUCAGGACAUUCUCUGCGUACCAGGACGACUCCCUCCCCCAACCCCUAUCCCUUCUUGGCCUAAUUAUUCUGAUUAGAUCAUAUUGUAUUAUAUUUAGGAGACCCAGACCCUAGAGUUUUGUAAAGAGGAAGCAUAUUCACAAAGAAACUGUUGUGCAAACGCCAACGAACAAGGCCUUUGGGCUUUAAACUUUUUUUUUUAAUUAUUUAAUUGUUUAGAACUGUGAGUAACCUAGGGCUAGUUGCCCAGAUUUUGUUUGGUUGGUUUUGUAAUUUAUUACGCAGAUCCUUUUGUGCCCUAUGCAAAAGAAGUUCAUUCCUGUCCAAAGCCAAGUGGGAACGUUUCAUUUUAGUGAUAUUUAAUGUAUUUUUGUAAAUAGUCUUAGUACUCUUAUUUUUUAUGUAAAACCUAAGGAAUAUAUUUUAAAUGUGGGAUGAUGGAUUGUACAUAAAAUUUGUGAGGAUCCUGGCUUUGUAAUAUAAAGAAUGAGUUUCUAUAUAGAUGAACCGGCUUUAAUUUGAUUCAACUAGAAAAAGUGUUUUGAGGACAUGUACAAAAAAUAAAAGCCAUAUUUUAAUUUAA
Molecule: messenger RNA, 1391 nt
Organism: Perognathus longimembris pacificus (Pacific pocket mouse)
Lineage: Eukaryota; Metazoa; Chordata; Mammalia; Rodentia; Heteromyidae
Gene: Myf6
Product: myogenic factor 6
Exons: 3
Coding region: 67-795 (242 amino acids)
Biological process (GO): regulation of transcription by RNA polymerase II; positive regulation of myoblast differentiation; muscle organ development
Molecular function (GO): protein dimerization activity; RNA polymerase II cis-regulatory region sequence-specific DNA binding; DNA-binding transcription factor activity, RNA polymerase II-specific
Source: RefSeq, a predicted model, not a curated record